AUGGUUUUCUUUCAACGUGGCAGGUGCUUCAGCGUUACGCCGAGGUUCCAGCAGCCCUCUCGCUCGUACCACGUUUCUGUGUGGUUUAGGCACCGCGCGCUUCACCGCCCGAGCGACCACAGACAGUCACAGGCAGCGGGGCGAGUGGCGGCUGCGUCGGCAGUUGGGACGGGUGCACUACCCUUUGCAUCCACCACCACCACCAGCAGCAGAACAACAGAUAUGCAGAGUAGAAGGACCGACACUACGACCAUCAAUAGUGGCGAGCAGCAGCAACCUGUGGCAGGCCCCUCGUGCCCGCAGGCGUAUAUGUACCGCAUGAGGACCGGUCGCUUUGAUAGUCUGACGGCUCUCUUGUCAAUGCCCUACGCGGUGGCACCGCUGCGCAUCCUGACGGACCUCCUCUGCGAGGUGAUGCAGCUGAAAGUGGAUCUGGUAACAGAAGGAGAAGGUGGGAGUGAUGCAGCCUUGGAGCGAAGUGAUGCAUUGGAGACGCUUGAGCGCAUGACAAAGUCUCUUUCGGACCCGCUUGCGGUUUCCCACCUCCUCGCGAAGGCAAUUGAGACAGUGCGGGAGGCAGUAGAGGCGGCGAGCGCGGUUGGGGACCACCUCAGUGAACGUGAGGUUCAGAGAGAGCUACGGGAGGUGGAGCACUUUAUUGAGCAGCUGCGGCAAUGGAAUGCGGCCGCUCUGAGGAGCACCACUAUCACCUGUGUGACAACGCGGGAUGCGAGGUGCCAGCGACUGUUGAGCUGGAGGUUUCCAAACACUGUCAUGGCGGAAAUUUGGCAUGCGCUACUUGAACUCUGCAGUCUAACAGGGGCCUUCGCCGUUGCUGUGGAGUCCCUUAACCAACUCAUUGACUUGAGUGAGCUGGUUGAGCGUGCAGGAGAGAGAGGGUGUGAUAGUGAGCUGCCUGAUAAAGACAAUCAAGAAAGAGAAGCGGAGAAGGAAAUCCAACAGCAAACCUUCACGCUGGACGGUGUCGUGGAGUCGGUGGAGGAGGAAGCACGAGACACCUUUAGACCAGUGGCGGCACUUGAUCACAUUCGCGCCAUAGAGAGUUGUGUGCUUACGCGAAAGUUUGACAUCGCCCACUCGCUAUAUCAGCGGUACAUGCAACAUGCUGAGAGCGGUGCUUUCCCCCUCGUGCCGGGUGACAUCGCCGCUGCAUUGGUUGGACUUGCGCACGCAUGCGACAACGUUGCACAUUUUGCGAUGCUACAGGAACUUUUCGUUGAGAGCGAGGCGGCACAGAUUGUCCCUGUAUCUGUGGAGUUGUACACUGCUAUCAUUGACGCUGUGAGCCGCGCUUCGGAGCAUCCGCAGCGCAUGGCCAUUGCCCUCGCGCUCUAUCGCCGCUUGCGCGAUGGGGGCCUGGCGCCAGAUGUUGGCACAUACGCUGCGCUGAUAGCCUGCUGCGCCUCCACAAGGGAACCGACACACGCCUUUGCCUUUUACCAAGAGGCGCGGCAGCAGUGCGGAGUGGACCAGUUCACGCCGGCGGUGUACACCAAUUUGCUGCUUUCCUACGCGAGGGCCGGUUACGGAGCGGAUGCACGACAGACGUUGGAAGUGCUUGUCGAGGCUGGUGCCCCACUCACCCGCGGGGCUUUCCACGCCGUGCUGUCGUGCGCCGUGACGCUUCGGGAGGCCGAGGAAGUGCUGCAGCUCAUGCAGGCGAAGUACGGGAUUGCACCAACACCGCAGACGUAUGCGUACCUGGUGAGGGCAGCAGCGGCGCGCCCCGCUGGUGUCAGUACUGCUCUCCACUUGUUCGACUGGCAUGAGCUUGCCCUGCGGAGUUUGCUAGAGGCCAGCAACACCGCCACACAUGCUGUACCGGACACCAUUCCUUUCAACGCACACUCGUCGAGACGCACGGCGCUAGGCGUAGGCGAUACUGCUGCUGUAUUGGAGGAAGACAUUCUUACACGCUAUCCAGCAUACGGUGAGGCCGUCGAGGGGGCGCUGCUGCGGUUGCGUGUUGACCCAACUUUGGAUCCGCGCCUGGAGCAGUAUAUGCGGCCGCUUCUACGCAUCGCUCAGCUGCGCAUGAAUGCCUUCACGGGGAUGGCCCCGCAGACGCCCACACGUGUUCCAAAGCGAGCUGCAAUCGCCGUGCUGGCGGCCGAUGUGCUCGCAAACAUUGAGGAGUGGUUCCUACCGUUCGUUUCACACUACUCCGCUGUUGUAAUUCCAUACUCCUCCCUCGUCGCUUUGCGGAGCGGAGGUGGGCGACGGGUGGACACAACCUUUGAAAAGGGGCCGCAUCACUUGCUAAACGACUCAGAGUGGCGUGAAACAGGUUCGGAGCAUCACAUCAUGGUGGAAAGUCGGCGGCGCCUAUUGACCAAAUUUUUGCAAAAAUACCGUGACGUCAUUCAUUUGGUUUCCAUCGCGGAUGAACUGGCGCUGAGUCGCGACUGUGAUCGCUAUGGCAUUGGUGUGAAGAAAACAUUUUCUCGAUCCGCUGCUCUUGCACUAAACUUGGCGCGUAUGGAUAUUGCCAACGGAACGAAAGUUUAUGCAGAGCAGAACUGUGACAUUGUCUUGGUGUCAACCAAUUUCGAGAAGUGCGGAAAGUACGUAGUCAACCUGAAACGGGAACUGUUGUGUCAGGAUGGCAGCAACAUCAGCAGCAGAUGUGGGAGCAGUAGUGGCUUCAAAGGCCUGGCGGAUGGGCUCCGGCGGGUGUGGUAUCAUAAUCCACGCACAAGCCCGCAGUGGAGACCGCCACAGGUGUCUGUUGUGUCGCUUGUCGACGGCUGUGUGGAUCAUGAAGCAUGUCAGUCGACUCGCUGCAAUCCACAAGCUGGCAACGCAGCGAUCUGA
Molecule: messenger RNA, 2835 nt
Organism: Trypanosoma grayi
Lineage: Eukaryota; Euglenozoa; Kinetoplastea; Trypanosomatida; Trypanosomatidae
Exons: 1
Coding region: 1-2835 (944 amino acids)
Molecular function (GO): protein binding
Source: RefSeq, a predicted model, not a curated record